UACGGGAUUUUCAAAUAUGCAGAAAAAUCUUAAACAGAAUUCAAAUGUUGGACUAAGCAGCAACAAGUCCGAGGACACCAUUGCUAACCUCUAAUAUAUGAAGGCAAAAUUAACCAGAGUUUUGCUAAACCAAUAAUAAAGCUGCAAUGAAACAAGUAAAUAAACCUAAGCACGUAACUUGGUAAUUGUCCCUAGUUUUGUUGUAGUAUUACAUUCAGAACCAAGGCAUAAUUGUCACUUAAUUUAACAUUACAAACAUUAACCCUAGAGUUUAAAGAGUAACAACAGACUUCAGAAUCACUCUAAAACCAACAAUGUAACAACCAAAUUGGUCACAAUGCUGAAAGUUUCAAUAUCCAUUUUUCCUACCUAAUCAUCUGAGAUGUACCCUAUAUAAGCUCAUCUCUUAAAAGUUCCAUCAUCUAUCAUUCUUAAUUUGGUAGUAUCACUCACAAAUACAAUCUCUUAGCUACCAAGUUUGCCAAAAAUGGCAACUUUCAACAGAUUGCUUAUUGCCCUUUUUAGCAUUUCCUGCUACAUGCUUUCCAACAAUGUCGCCAAUGCAGCUUACACAGGCAUCACCAGGCACUACACGUUUGAUAUCAAGUUGAAAAAUGUUACAAGAUUAUGCCACACCAAGAGCAUUGUCACAGUAAAUGGGCAAUUUCCAGGGCCUCGUAUUGUUGCUCGAGAGGGUGAUCGACUCAAUAUUAAAGUUGUCAACCAUGUCCAAAACAAUAUUACCAUCCAUUGGCAUGGGAUCAGGCAGCUCCGAAGUGGAUGGGCAGAUGGACCAGCAUAUAUAACACAAUGCCCCAUACAAACAGGAAAGACUUAUGUAUACAAUUUCACCAUUUUCGGUCAGAGGGGCACACUAUGGUGGCAUGCCCACAUUUCUUGGCUAAGAUCAACCCUCUACGGACCUAUAAUUAUUCUCCCUAAGCGUGGUGUUCCAUACCCAUUUCCCCAGCCCUAUAAGGAAGUUCCUCUUAUCUUUGGAGAAUGGUGGAAUGCAGACACUGAGGCAGUCAUUAACCAAGCAACGAAAACAGGAGGCGGUCCAAAUGUAUCAGAUGCCUACACCAUCAAUGGCCUUCCUGGACUAUUAUACAACUGCUCAGCUAAAGACACCUUCAAAUUGGGUGUAAAACCGGGCAAAACUUAUCUCUUAAGGCUUGUUAAUGCUGCACUCAAUGACGAUCUCUUCUUUAGCAUUGCCAAUCACACUCUCACAACAGUGGAUGUUGAUGCUGUCUAUGUUAAGCCCUUUGAGUCGGAUACAAUUAUCAUAACUCCUGGGCAAACUACCAAUGUCCUCCUCAAGACAAAGCCUCAUUACCCUGAAGCUACCUUCCUCAUGAUGGCUCGGCCUUAUGUUACAGGAAACGGUACCUUUGACAACUCUACUGUUGCCGGAAUCCUUGAAUACCACCAACCAAAGCCAUCAACUUCAAUCAAAAAGCUUCCUCUCUUCAAGCCCACCCUUCCAGCCUUGGGAGACACGUCUUUUGUAGCCAACUUCACCAACAAACUUAGAAGCCUAGCAAAUGUCAAAUACCCGGCCAAUGUACCAAAGAUUGUCGAUAAAUACUUCUUCUUCACAGUAGGGUUAGGGACCAACCCAUGUCCUAAAAACCAUACAUGCCAAGGCCCAACUAAUACCACCAUGUUCGCGGCUGCUAUUAACAAUGUCUCUUUUGUCAUGCCUACAAAAGCUCUCCUGCAAUCACACUUCCUCCGACAAUCGAACGGGGUUUUCACCACUAAUCUUCCCACUGCACCACUAAUCCCCUUCAACUACACCGGUACACCACCUAAUAACACGAAUGUGAUAGAUGGGACAAAGGUGGUGUCGGUUCCAUUUAAUACCAGUGUUGAGCUGGUUAUGCAAGGCACCAGCAUUCUUGGGGCAGAGAGCCACCCACUUCACCUUCAUGGGUACAACUUCUUUGUAGUUGGACAAGGCUUUGGAAACUUUGAUCCUAAAAAAGACCCAGCAAAGUACAACCUUGUUGACCCCGUAGAGAGGAACACUGUUGGUGUGCCUGCAGGAGGGUGGGUUGCCAUUCGUUUCCUUGCAGACAAUCCAGGAGUAUGGUUCAUGCAUUGCCAUUUGGAAGUUCACACAAGCUGGGGCUUGAAAAUGGCCUGGGUAGUUGAAGAUGGAAAGCUGCCAAACCAGAAGCUGCCACCACCCCCAUCUGAUCUCCCGAAAUGCUGAAAGUGCUUCACCCGAAAAUUUUUCCACAACUCCUCUACCAGAGAACGGUUUCCCAGCCCCCUCUUCAAAUUCCAAACAACCCCCCCCCCCCCUCUCCUAAGUUUCUGUUAAAUUUAUUACACUGCCACUCAUUUUCUACUUUGUCAAACCCUAAACAGGAUAGAGUGGACAAUUAGCUGUAGAAAGUUUUCUUUUCAAUUUUCCAUUCUUCAUUGUUUUUUCAUUUAAUUUUCCUUGUUUAAUGAUCAUGUAAAGGACAAGAUACACAAUGAAAUUCACAAGUUUUUUACGAGACACAAACAUGCAAUUUCAUUAACGAAAAAGAUGUUUAUUACAUUAUCUCACACUGAAUUU
Molecule: messenger RNA, 2575 nt
Organism: Chenopodium quinoa (quinoa)
Lineage: Eukaryota; Viridiplantae; Streptophyta; Magnoliopsida; Caryophyllales; Amaranthaceae
Product: laccase-17-like
Exons: 6
Coding region: 488-2221 (577 amino acids)
Biological process (GO): lignin catabolic process
Cellular component (GO): apoplast
Molecular function (GO): hydroquinone:oxygen oxidoreductase activity; copper ion binding
Source: RefSeq, a predicted model, not a curated record